AUGACUACCACUCAGCUGCCCGCCAACCUCGCCAAUGACUUUGAUUUCGUUAUCGUCGGCGGUGGCACCGCUGGCUGCGUCAUUGCCAGCCGUCUCGCCGAGUACCUGCCCCAGAAGAAGAUCCUCAUGAUCGAGGCUGGUCCCUCGGACUUCAUGGAUGAUCGCGUGCUGCUGCUCAAGGACUGGCUGAACCUGCUGGGCGGCGAGCUCGACUACGACUACGGCACCGUCGAGCAACCCAUGGGUAACUCGCACAUCCGCCACUCGCGCGCCAAGGUUCUCGGCGGCUGCUCCUCGCACAACACCCUCAUUUCCUUCCGUCCCUUCGAGUACGACUGCAACCGCUGGGUCGAGCAGGGCUGCAAUGGCUGGGACUUCAAAACCUUCACCCGCGUCCUGGACAACCUCCGCAACACCGUCCAGCCCGUCCACGCCCGCCACCGCAACCAGCUCUGCAAGGACUGGGUCAACUCGUGCUCCACGGCCAUGAAGAUCCCCGUCAUUGAGGACUUCAACAAGGAGAUCCGCAGCACCGGCUCGCUCAAGCAGGGUGUCGGCUUCUUCUCCGUCUCCUACAACCCCGACGAUGGCCGCCGUAGCUCCGCCUCCGUCGCCUACAUCCACCCCAUCCUCCGCGGCGAAGAGAAGCGCUCCAACCUGACCAUCCUGACCAACGCCUGGGUCAGCAAGGUCAACGUCGAGGGCGACCGCGUCACCGGUGUCAACAUCACCCUGCAGAGCGGCGAGAAGCGCGUCCUGCGCUCCAAGGCCGAGACCAUUCUGUGCGCCGGCGCUGUCGACACUCCCCGUCUCAUGCUGCUGUCCGGUCUUGGUCCCAAGCAGCAACUCACCGACCUGGGUCUGCCCGUCGUCCGCGACCUCCCCGGUGUUGGCGAGAACCUGCUCGACCACCCCGAGUCCAUCAUCCUGUGGGAGCUGAACAAGCCCGUCCCUGCCAACCAGACCACCAUGGACUCGGACGCCGGUAUCUUCUUGCGCCGCGAGAUCCCCAACGCGGCCGGCAAGGACGGUAACAUUGCCGAUGUCAUGAUGCACUGCUACCAGAUCCCCUUCUGCCUGAACACUGCUCGUCUUGGCUACGACACCCCCAUCGAUGCGUUCUGCAUGACUCCCAACAUUCCCCGCCCCCGUUCCCGCGGCCGCAUCUACUUGACCUCGGCCGACCCGACGGUCAAGCCCGCGCUCGACUUCCGCUAUUUCACCGACCCGGAGGGCUACGACGCGGCCACCAUCGUCGCGGGUCUCAAGGCCGCGCGCGAGAUCGCCAAGCAGGAGCCCUUCGCGUCGUGGAUCAAGCGCGAGGUCGCGCCCGGCCCGAAGGUCAAGACGGACGAGGAGCUGUCGGAGUACGGCCGUCGCGUCGCACACACGGUGUACCACCCCGCAGGCACCACCAAGAUGGGCAACGUUCUGCGCGACCCCAUGGCGGUCGUUGACGCGCAGCUCAAGGUCCGCGGCCUCAAGGGCGUGCGUAUCGCUGAUGCUGGUGUCUUCCCCGAGAUGCCCACCAUCAACCCCAUGCUUACGGUUCUGGCGGUCGGUGAGCGUGCCGCGGAGCUCAUUGCUGAGACUUGGGGCUGGAAGGGCAUGGAGAGGCAGAAGCUGUAA
Messenger RNA from Aplosporella prunicola CBS 121167, 1629 nucleotides. Its product is annotated as GMC oxidoreductase. The coding region runs from base 1 to 1629 and encodes 542 amino acids. The record is from RefSeq and is a predicted model, not a curated record. NCBI's taxonomy places the organism in Eukaryota, Fungi, Ascomycota, Dothideomycetes, Botryosphaeriales, Aplosporellaceae. The transcript has 3 exons. Gene Ontology annotation, molecular function: flavin adenine dinucleotide binding; oxidoreductase activity, acting on CH-OH group of donors.